AUGAACGCCCUUCAGCAGAAAUGUCGGCCCAAGCACCAGGUCCUGGUCCUCAAGUGCUACCCUCGAACCAUCAAGGGCGCUGUCGAUGUCAAGCCCAAUUCGAGCGAGCUGAGCUACCUCCUGUUCUACUGCCAGUCGCGCCGCGCCAAAAUCCAGAAAGUCGGCAGCUUCCUCGAGAAGAAGACUGCCAGUGACGUCUACCGCCAGAGGAUAGGUAACGUCCAGGUUACCCUCCAGAUCCUCGCCGCCCUGAUCGAAAAGUCUCCCAAGGACCUCCCCCUGUUCGCAUCAUGUGUCCUCAGCAUCCUCGAACAGGUCCUCAAGUCGAGCGACAUCACCAUGGUCGAGUCCUCGAUCCCGACCUUCCAGGCCUUUUGUGAGCACCAUGACCCUACCUCGCUCGCCGCCGACCAGGCCUAUUUCCGCCAAUACGUUUCUGUGGUCCAGCAGUACGCCUCUCUCGCUUCGACCCGUCCCGCAGCUGGAAAGGCAGUGUAUAGUAAGCCUAUCGCUCUGCGAUGGAGGAACGCCGGCUUGGAGGCCAUUAGGAGUGUCGCCUCUUCCGACGCCCUGUCUUCCCUGGUUGCCCGCCAGUACGACAUCAUUGUCCCCAUGAUCCUGGAGAACCUGUGGACAGAAAACGAAGACUUCCUCGACAUUCUGCUGCAGCGAGCCGACGGGGAAGACACGGUCGAGGAUGCGCCGCUGUUGCGGAGGAGGACGAGCAAUGCCGCGGCCCAGGCAUCCGAAGCGAGCGGCGGUGAGCCGGGCCACCCCAACCCCAUCGCCUUCCUGGGAACCGCGGUGGACGUCGACAAGCUGGCGGAAGAGGAUAUCGGCGUCUUGGCCAUUCAGUGCUUGCGACAGGUCUUUGUUGCGCCCAGCCGAUCGCAGACCCACAACCCUACCAUUGCUCUGCUCCGGUUCAUCGAAGAGCGAGUGGACCAGAACGAACAGGUCAUCAAGAGGGAUGCCCACGGGAAGGACAGUGGGUGGGCGAUCAAGGUGUUUUUGAUGGCGGCUCGAUGGGCUCCGGUGGCGGACAGAUUCACUAUUCUCCUCACAGCCAUUGAGGUGCUUGCGCAACGCCCCCUGACCGACGACAACCUGCGACACCACAACAUCCAGGCCGCCAUGAUCAGCGCCCUUUUGCGCUCGGACGUCAACUUGAUCGGCCUGAGCGUCAUGGACGUUCUCAUCAACCUCCUCGGCCGUAUGCAAAGGCUUGUUCAGAUGCCAGGGGACCCGGAUAGUAUGCGGGUGGAGCAGGAGGAGAUUGGCAACAAUGAGGGGGCUAUUGGACAGCGCAGAGAGUUGCUGUUCAGAUUGCAACAGUGUAUCGGCGACUUGGCGACCCACGUCUACUACGCCGACCAGAUCUCGGACAUGAUCCAAACGAUUUUGCUUAAGCUACAGGCCACCGAGGACCAGCCCCUCGAGUCCCUUUUCGCUCUUACUGUCGCCAAGAUCGCGGCGCUCAGAGCCAUCAAGGCCAUUCUUCGGGUUGCCAACCCCCGCACAAAGAUGAGCGGCAACAUUAACCUCACCAGAAACCGCGUUCCCAUCCAGACCUGGGAUGGUACCCAAUGGCUUCUGCGGGAUCCUGACGGCCUCGUGCGCAAGGCAUACGUGGAUGCCGUCGUGACAUGGUUGGAUCGGGAGACCACAGCAGCAGAUUCUUUGGCAAGGGAUGAAUCUGCCAGGGCAACAUUGAAGAACCGGGCUGUCCAGGAGGCUAACCUUGCUCGCCGGGUGGUCUCGAGCGCCUCUGCUCGGGUGGACAAGUCAGCAAAGGUGCCGCGCUCGCACUUCUUGCAGCUGCUUCACCUUGCUAUCUACGACCAUGCUUUGCAGUUUGUGGACUACGAGAAUGAUCUGGUACUGCUCCACGUGCUCUUGGCCAAGCUCGUGAGCCAGCUUGGUGUCAAUGCUGCCAAGUUUGGUAUUCCCAUGAUUUUCAGACUCCAAGAGGAUAUCCAAGAGGUUGAGACGCCCCUUGGAAAGGUCCGCAUUGGCAGUCUGGUGCAUGGCUAUCUCUGGACAUUGACAGAGAAGUUUGACUGCGAAGGGACUGCUCCGGGGAGGGCGAUCCAUGGCGAGAUCAUCAGGCGCCGUAGCAAGCACUUUUGGGUCGAGGGUAUCAACAUUCCCGCUCCUACCGUUGAUCUCGUGGGCACACCAGGCCAAGCACGCCCGCCACCAAAGAUGAACAUCCAGGAUCUCGAGUCUGAGGCGCUUCUGCCGUUUGAUGAGCGCGCACUCCUGGUGGAAUGUGUCUGCACAGGCUACCAGGAACUGGCAACCUCGCCUCCUACAAGCCCGACCGCUAGUCCCGGUCGGAACUUCACCCACCCCAUCCUUGGAUCGACGUUGAGCACGAUUCCCAAGGCCGAGACCCAGCGGGAACUCCCACCACAGUUCCGUGAUCUGAUGCUCGGCGACUGGACAAGGGAACAAGUCCUCGCCAACGCGCAAGCAGGUAGCAGCAAGACUGCCUCGCUCAACGGCUCGCGAUCCGGCACAACCGGUACUCACCGGAACACGGUCAACAACAACCACAACAACCGCCUCGGCGUAAACGGCGUGACCUCACCAUACGCCAGCAACUCCAACCUCCGCCCUUCGUCUUCCCCAGCAGGUGCCAACGGCGUCCAAGUAGGCCGCACGCGCAAGACCAGCAUCCGCAGCAACGCCGGCGGCUCACCCGCCCACUCCACGUACAGGGCUGGCAAGGCCCAGCAACCCGUCACGUCCGUGGAGCAGCUCAAGGCCGUGCUGUCCGGCCACCUCCAGCCCCCGCCCACCUCGCAUGGCAUCGGAUUCCAGCAUUCUGAUGAUAGCGACGAUAGCCUCGUCAGCUACGACAUGGCGCCCAGCGAACUGUCUUUCAACCCAGCUGCUGCUGGCGGGCAAGGGUCUCCCGAUAACACCAGCCAGGUUGCUUCCAGCCCGCCGCGCCGCACGUCCCAGGAUCGUCAAGGUCAGCAGCUGAAGUUCGGAGGACCUUUGGUACCGGGCGACGAUGAAAAACCCACCACCGUCGCCGGUGGUGGCGACGACAUCACCAACGGCAACGCCGCAGCUAACCUCGGCGUCCCCGUCUCGCGAACGACUUCCCGCACUCAACACCAAACUGCCACGCACACCUUUCCCAGGCCAUCAACUUCCUCUAAGCGAAGCAUCAAGAGCCGGGCGGGCUCUCGCGCGGGAGGUCCAAUGUCCUCCUCGUGGCUGGGAGAGAAGCCUCCCGCUAUGGACCUGGCAGCCUUGCUGAAGGGGAUUGAUAGUGCGUCGAUUAAUGGCGGCGAUUUUAAUAAGAACUUGGGAAUGGGGGCUGUGGGGAAGCCUCCUUAUUAA
This is a messenger RNA of Sordaria macrospora k-hell, 3357 nucleotides long. The record is from RefSeq and is a predicted model, not a curated record. Lineage: Eukaryota; Fungi; Ascomycota; Sordariomycetes; Sordariales; Sordariaceae.